Molecule: messenger RNA, 3267 nt
Organism: Candidozyma auris
Lineage: Eukaryota; Fungi; Ascomycota; Pichiomycetes; Serinales; Metschnikowiaceae
Exons: 1
Coding region: 1-3267 (1088 amino acids)
Molecular function (GO): RNA binding
Source: RefSeq, a predicted model, not a curated record
AUGGUGAACCUAUCGCCGCCGACAAUCUCGCUUCUGGCGCCCGAGGGAAGCACUCCCAACCCGCAAAGUGCCACUGCCAACACAAGCUCCACCACCGCCUGGCCAUCCCUGGCCCAGCUGAUCCCCAUCCCGCAAAGAGACCUGUUUCUGCUGCUGACCCUGCCACUUGCGCUGGCAGCGGCUCCUGGCGGCCUUUCAGUAGCCACCGAAGCUCCCAUAGCGCUUUCGGCGUCUCCAUCCCACGACUUUGGUCUCAGCCCGGGCGCAGGGCCUUCAAGCAAUGGCCACGGCAACACCAACCCCAACGGCCACAGCAACGGCUCUGGUUCUGGCAACGGCAACGGCAACGGCACCAGCCGCCGGAUGCGCCUGGGGUCGCUAUUUUCGACGAUGCUGAUCUGGAACGACGACGCUGUAUCUCUUAACUCGCCGGGCCACAACCUGGGGCUGAGCUUUUUGGACUUUGGUGAUCUGUCGCUUUCUUCGAGUCAGGGCCCGUUCAUUAGUCCCACGCUAGGCGCCCAGCCGUCCUCGUUGGAGAACGGCCUCUUGUCGAAUCCAACAGCAACUGCCACGAGAAACAGGUCCCACACUACUAGCGGCGCCCACGGCUACCUGCUCCAGCACCCACUAGCGGAUAGCUCCUCCCAGCAUUCCCAGCUGGCGCAAAAUGCUCAACACCACCAGCAUUCUCAACAGGCCCAGUUCCUGGCCCCUCACUCUGAAAACUCCAUGUUUUUGGAUAAUCUUAUGCUUAAUAUCCCCGACUCCGCCAUGGCCUCCUUGGGCACCAGAAAUAGGUCCCAGACAUACCUGGGCGUUGCUCUGAACGUGCCAGAGCUCUCCAUGGCGGCCAACCUGAUAAUGCUUCUUCAACAAGCGCAAAACCAGGGCCAAGGCCAUACACUGGCCCAGUCUCGCGACAGAACGCAGACUCCUAAUCAGCAUCCUAAUACUACUUUCAACUUGCCCCCGUUCCGUCCCCACCACGACACCAUCUCAGGAACCGCUUCCAACUUGUACCAGCCGCUUUUGGAAAAUGACUUCAACUUUGCCCUGGUGGUGAUCACCACCAAUUUCGAAAACCCAAGCUUGGGUCCCACCUCCACCCUCCUUCUCGACAAUGUGCCCCAAUUCAUGGAUGCAGCGAAAUUGUGGCAAUUGAUAGCAAGCUUCCCAGGCGCUAUGGGCAACCCAUUGCACGGCAGAGGCGUAAUCUACAUCAGAAUGAGCCCUACAAACACUACCAAGUUGGCCUUGGUGGAGUGUUCUUCGAUCGAGGUGGCCAUGAAUUUGAAGGCCAAUUUUAAUCACUUGGAGCUUGUUCCUGGGCUUAUCUUGUACGUUGCGUUUGCUAAACUCUCCGAGAGACCCCUUGCAUCUGUGCCUUCAUCUGGUCAGUCUCAACAAUCGUUCAAACAAGGCAACGGCAGCUACAAAAAUGACUCGAGCAACGUGUCUGUCAAGUCAAACUCUGGCAGUUUGAACAGGUCUCUGAGUAAAGCCAAGAAAGCCCGUCCGCAGGGGUCUACUGAGGUUGAUCUUGAAGGUAUCCAAGGGGACUUGGUCCACUUGGUGUCAACAUUGUCUAUGCUCACUAGUGUGGAUGUGAACAAGGUAAAACUGUUCUUGAGCGAUACCUUGAAGUACCCAAAGGAAAACUACGAAAGCAACUUUGGUCGAUUACCUGAUCCAAUCCCUGUGCGCCAAUUUGACUCUCCUAAGUUGAGAGAGUUGCGUAAGGUUUUUGAAGCAACAGAAAAGGCCACCUCUGCUGGUCAAAGUGACAAAGCCGACAAGAACGAUACGGAAACGGAAAUCAUGACACAGAAAGAAUUGGAGAGCUUGUGCAACUCCAUGAUGGAGGAAUUGCCUGAGUUGUGUUACGAUCACAUUGGUAAUACCAUUGUGCAGAAGUUGUUCACUCUAGUGGAGUCUCCUCAGAUCAAAUUGGCCAUGGUCAAACAGCUUGCUCCAUACAUGACCCAGUUCAGUAUCCACAAAAACGGAACGUGGGCAAUCCAAAAAAUUAUCAAUUUGUGUCACGAUGAUAACGAACAGAAGGCUAUUAUUGCUGCAAGCUUGAAGCCUUAUGCCGUGAAGUUGUUUAAUGAUCAGUUCGGUAACUAUGUGUUACAAUGUUGUCUCAAGUUCGGUCCACCGUACAACAACUUCAUCUUUGAGGCCAUUUUGCAGAACUUCUUGGAAAUCUCGUAUGGCAGAUUUGGAGCCCGUUGUAUCCGUACGAUUCUUGAAACUGCUUGUGACACGAAGUCUCCAAACAGGGGUUGUGUGACCAACGAGCAAAUGUUCCUAGUUGCGGGCAUGAUUGUAGAGUUUGCCAAUGAAUUGGUGGUCAACAACAACGGUUCACUUCUCAUCACCUGGUUCUUAGAGACCUUCACGGGUUGCAAGUCGUUGCAACAUGACUAUCGCUACGAGUUGAUGUGUGACAAAUUUUUGCCACAACUAGGUCAUUUGUGCACUCAUAAAUUGGCCAACUUGACCAUCUUCAACAUUCUCAACAACCGUACGGACAUGGCGGUAAGAAAUCGAAUCAUGAAUGAGAUAUUUGGCCCUUUCAACGAACAUGACCUCGAAGGAAUGAGCGCUCGUCCUCCUACAACACUCUUAGAGACCAUUUUGGCCGAGAAUCAAGAACAAACCACAGGUCCACUAUUUAUUUACAAAAUCUUGUCGAACCCCAUGCUUAUGAACAUUGGCAACGAGCUUACGAACGCGAGAUACAAGCAGUAUAUUGUGGGUCAGGUUAAGCGAGUGCUCAUGGAGAUUCAAAUAACGAACCUCCAGCCGUACAAAAAAUUGGUCGAUGAAGUCGGGCUCUCCACCAAUCGUUUGAGUCGCUCUGGCCUGUCUACUAGGAAAGGUAAGCGUGAUCGUCGUGGCAACAAGAGCCAUCCUCCACAUCAUUCGCUGCAGCCAUUACCUCCACACUUCGUUCAGCCAGGCCAGGGAAUGCCCCCAAUGGGUUACGGAAUGCCAAAGAUGGCCAUGGGAGACAACGGCCAGGCCAACAUGAUGCAACACGGAUACUAUUCUGAGAUGGCCCCAGGGGCCAUGUACAAUGGAGGCCCAAACGACUUCAGCCCAAUCUACCAGCAGAGACCCCCAGCUCCACCACAGCAGCUUCAGCAAGAUAUCAACGUGAUGCAGCAACUUGAGCAGCUUUCGUUGAGCUCAGCCGCCAUGGGGUACACUUCGAACCCAGACACUCCCAACACGGGCCACGGCACGCGGUUCGUUUAA